AUGCAAUUCCAGAAAAUCUUCACCCUGUCCAUGCUGGCCACCUAUGUCACAGCCGGGCCAGCAGCCUACGGCAUCUGUCAAGCAGGCUGCGCCGGCGUCACGGUCGCUUGCUACUCUGCAGCAGGCUUCGUCUUCGGCGUCGCCCUUCCCGCCGCACCACCAGCAAUUCUUGCCUGUAACGCGGCUUUCGGGUCUUGCCAAGCAGCUUGCUGGGCCGCGCUGAUUGCACCGACACCUUGA
Pseudocercospora fijiensis CIRAD86 is the source of this 240-nucleotide messenger RNA. RefSeq lists its product as uncharacterized. Bases 1 to 240 code for a protein of 79 amino acids. The transcript has a single exon. NCBI's taxonomy places the organism in Eukaryota, Fungi, Ascomycota, Dothideomycetes, Mycosphaerellales, Mycosphaerellaceae. The record is from RefSeq and is a predicted model, not a curated record.